Messenger RNA from Huiozyma naganishii CBS 8797, 546 nucleotides. RefSeq names its product ribosome biosynthesis protein NIP7 (gene NIP7). Bases 1 to 546 code for a protein of 181 amino acids. Gene Ontology annotation, biological process: ribosome assembly; ribosomal large subunit biogenesis. Gene Ontology annotation, cellular component: nucleus; nucleolus; preribosome, large subunit precursor. Gene Ontology annotation, molecular function: RNA binding. The transcript has a single exon. The record is from RefSeq and is a predicted model, not a curated record. NCBI's taxonomy places the organism in Eukaryota, Fungi, Ascomycota, Saccharomycetes, Saccharomycetales, Saccharomycetaceae.
AUGAGACAACUUACAGAGGAGGAAACGAAAGUGGUUUUUGAGAAGCUGGCGGGGUACAUCGGUAGGAAUAUAUCGUAUCUGGUGGACAACAAAGAGAAUCCACAUGUAUUCAGGUUGCAGAAAGACAGGGUUUAUUACGUCCCAGAGAAUGUGGCGAAGCUGGCAACCUCUGUUGCGAGGCCCAACCUGAUGUCGGUGGGGAUCUGUCUCGGGAAGUUCACCAAGACGGGGAAGUUCAGAAUGCACGUGACCUCUCUGACUGUGCUUGCCAAGUAUGCCAAGUACAAAGUGUGGAUCAAACCCAACGGUGAAAUGCCUUUCCUGUAUGGUAACCAUGUUUUGAAGGCACACGUUGGGAAAAUGUCCGAUGAUAUUCCAGAGCACGCCGGUGUCAUGGUGUUUUCGAUGCGGGACUCGCCGUUAGGGUUCGGUGUCUCAGCUAAGAGUACCUCGGAGUCUAGGAACUUGCCGCCAACGGCAAUUGUAGCAUUCAGACAGGCCGAUAUUGGGGAGUACCUAAGAGACGAGGAUACUCUGUUCACGUAG